CCUCCUCCCUCCUCCCCCUCUCCUCUCCUCUCCUCUCUCUCCUCCUCUCCCCCCUGAAAACCUGUGACUCAGAGAGAGAGACCUUGGCUCCUCCAGGACUCUACCCUCAGGGGCUGCCGGCCUGUCUCUGCUCCUGAAUUUGGGGGCAGGGGGGCAACCACCCCAAGAAGUCUCUCCAGCGAUGGGAGCCACCCGCUUGCUGCCCAACCUCACGGUGUGCCUGCAGCUGUUGAUUCUCUGCUGUCAGACGCAGGGGGAGAAUCACCCGUCUCCUAAUUUUAACCAGUACGUGAGGGACCAGGGUGCCAUGACUGACCAGCUGAGCAGACGGCAGAUCCGUGAGUACCAGCUCUACAGCCGGACCAGUGGCAAGCAUGUGCAGGUCACCGGGCGUCGCAUCUCUGCCACCGCAGAGGAUGGCAACAAGUUUGCCAAGCUCAUAGUGGAGACGGACACCUUCGGCAGCCGGGUGCGCAUCAAGGGGGCCGAAAGUGAAAAGUACAUCUGCAUGAACAAGAAGGGCAAGCUCAUUGGGAAGCCCAGCGGGAAGAGCAAGGACUGCGUGUUCACUGAGAUCGUGCUGGAGAAUAACUACACAGCCUUCCAGAAUGCCCGGCACGAGGGCUGGUUCAUGGCCUUCACGCGGCAGGGCCGGCCCCGCCAGGCCUCCCGCAGCCGCCAGAACCAGCGCGAGGCCCACUUCAUCAAGCGCCUCUACCAGGGCCAGCUGCCCUUCCCCAACCACGCGGAGAGGCAGAAGCAGUUCGAGUUUGUGGGCUCGGCCCCCACCCGCAGGACCAAGCGCACCCGGGGACCCCAGCCUCUCACGUAGUGGCUGGUGGGAGGCCGGGCCAGCUGCCUUUCCAGCCCUUCCCUU
This is a messenger RNA of Octodon degus (degu), 877 nucleotides long. It is a transcript of the gene Fgf17, whose product is annotated as fibroblast growth factor 17. Lineage: Eukaryota; Metazoa; Chordata; Mammalia; Rodentia; Octodontidae. Gene Ontology annotation, biological process: positive regulation of gene expression; regulation of cell migration; fibroblast growth factor receptor signaling pathway. The transcript has 5 exons. Gene Ontology annotation, cellular component: cytoplasm. Bases 182 to 832 code for a protein of 216 amino acids. Gene Ontology annotation, molecular function: type 2 fibroblast growth factor receptor binding; growth factor activity; type 1 fibroblast growth factor receptor binding. The record is from RefSeq and is a predicted model, not a curated record.